Gavialis gangeticus (Gharial) is the source of this 2877-nucleotide messenger RNA. It is a transcript of the gene ELOVL5, whose product is annotated as ELOVL fatty acid elongase 5. The transcript has 8 exons. NCBI's taxonomy places the organism in Eukaryota, Metazoa, Chordata, Crocodylia, Gavialidae. Gene Ontology annotation, cellular component: endoplasmic reticulum; endoplasmic reticulum membrane. Bases 16 to 1113 code for a protein of 365 amino acids. Gene Ontology annotation, biological process: fatty acid elongation, monounsaturated fatty acid; very long-chain fatty acid biosynthetic process; fatty acid elongation, saturated fatty acid. The record is from RefSeq and is a predicted model, not a curated record. Gene Ontology annotation, molecular function: fatty acid elongase activity.
AACAAACAGGCCCGAAUGAGACGAGGGCCGGGCACCGCUGGGCCGCACGGGGAAGCCAGGCAAAUCCUUCCCCUUCUGGGGCAGUCCCCGGCUCUCCUCCAGCCGGGCGUGUGCACAGCGGGCGGAGGCACUCCGCAGCUCCAGUGCGUGUGUGCGGGAGCCAGGGAGCGGAUCGCGCUGGUGGGGGCAGAAGCAGGCGCGGCCCGGGUGAGACUGGGUCUUAAAAUGGAAUCCCUGGAUAAAACAAUCAAUAGUUAUCUGAACAUUUGGCUUGGACCAAGAGAUCCCAGAGUGAAAGGAUGGUUUCUUCUGGAUAACUAUGCACCUACUUUUAUCUUCUCUGUCUUGUACUUGGUAAUUGUGUGGCUGGGACCAAAGUACAUGCAGAAUAAACAGCCAUUCUCAUGCAGGGGCAUUCUAGUGGUCUAUAACCUUGGACUUACGCUGCUGUCUCUUUAUAUGUUUUAUGAGCUGGUGACUGGAGUAUGGGAAGGAGGAUACAAUUUCUUCUGUCAGGAUACACACAGUGGAGGUGAAGCUGACAUGAAGAUCAUACGUGUCCUCUGGUGGUACUAUUUCUCCAAACUCAUCGAAUUCAUGGAUACCUUCUUUUUCAUUUUGCGAAAAAAUAAUCAUCAGAUCACUUUUCUUCAUGUCUAUCACCAUGCAACAAUGCUGAACAUUUGGUGGUUUGUUAUGAACUGGGUGCCUUGUGGUCACUCAUACUUUGGUGCCACUCUAAACAGCUUUAUUCAUGUUCUCAUGUACUCCUACUAUGGACUGUCUACUAUUCCAGCUAUGCGUCCAUAUCUGUGGUGGAAGAAAUACAUCACUCAGGGGCAGCUGACUCAGUUUGUCCUGACAAUCUUCCAGACCAGCUGUGGUGUUGUUUGGCCAUGUCCAUUCCCUCUGGGGUGGCUGUAUUUCCAAAUCUCCUAUAUGAUUUCUUUGAUUAUCCUCUUCACAAAUUUUUACAUUCAGACAUACAACAAGAAAGCAUCCUCUAGGAGGAAAGAGUAUCAGAAUGGCUCUACAGCCACGGUGAACGGGUACACAAACAGCUUUUCUUCCCUCGAGAACAAUGUGAAACAAAGAAAACAAAGGAAGGAUUGAAGACCAAACUGAGAAACCAUUUUGAUAUGCCCGACAACAAAAUCAUCUGAUUGUAAGCACAAUAAGAGUUGUGCACUGAUACUCUAACAGCUACUGUAACUAUUCCUGCCUAGAAUAGUGUGAUUUAUGUAGGACUUAACCAGUGCAAACAACCUAGAAACUGUAUACAGAAUAUAAAAGUAGGUUAAAGUUAAUAAUAAUUCUGGGCUGUCACUGACCCCGCUAUAGACUGUGGAAGAGAGUAUUAUUGUAGUAUAUGACACUGCUGUUGCCUUACUAGUCAAUAAGAUAGGUGCUGAAUUAUUGAUUCACAAUUUCAAAACACUGUAAUCCAAACUCAUUUUUUACUGUAGAUUAUGCAUGUGAUUGCAAAAGUAAUUUGUAUGAUGUUGUUUUCAGUAGAUAAACACACAUGCCUUAAAAAAUUAAAAAGCAGGGCCCAAAGCAUAUUACUGGUUUGAAAAUUAGGCUGUGCUUCAAAUUCUGAGUUGAUUGACUUUUAAAUAAAAGUCAGUUAGAGAAAUCCAUUGAUUGUUUUACUGUCCUGUGUGUGGUACUUAACAUUAUGUAUCUCCACAUGAUACAGUGAAAUUAGAAAUGGCACAUCUAGUUUUGUAUAUUUGGCUUUAACUGACUAAACAGUCACAAUCCAGAUGGACCAGUUAUUUUACCUUUUUAAUAGAUCUUAUUUUUUUAUUUUACAUAUCACUAAUGUAAAAUUUAAUUGGCACUUUCAUGGUCCAGUAAGACUUAGAUAUUGUCUCUAAUGGCUAAAAAUAUACAGGGUAGACACAUCUUGUUUUCUAUUUCUGUGUAUUUCUAAAUUGCAUAGCAGUUUUUAAUACUGGAAGCUGUGCCAGUUUCAAAUAUUGUGUUACCAUAGCCAUAUCUGUGUUUUAAAAGUGACUGGAUAGUCUGUGACCUACCUUUUGAAAGUUCAUUUAAAAAUGAAGACAAAAGAUGCUUUUCAGAUAUACUUGUUCAUAAUUUAAGUUGGCAUUUAUAUUGCUAUGUGUGUAGAAUACAUUGAGCUCUUAAUGUGCCUCGCUCGUGAAAACAGGUUUGUUUGUUUGUUUUAAAAAAAAGCAAAAUCGAAAGAGACUAAAUCAUACAUAAUAUUUAAAACAAAACCCUUGAAAUGAGCUGGAGAUGAGUGUUUGUUUUGUUAAUGUAAGUUGUGUGUAUCACCUGUAACUUUUUGGCUUGUUGUCUACAGAUUUGUUUUGAAAUACUUGUUAAAAUUACUAUUCACUGUAAAAUCUUGCCUUGCACACAUGAGGAGUCAAAGCAGACAUCUCUAGCUGGAAUGUCAUUUGCUCUGGUGGGGUUUAGCUUAUGAAGACUUUAUUGAUUUUACUCUAAGAACAUUUAGUUAAAUGUGCAAGGGAUCUUAUUGACCAUUUGCUAAAGUAUAAUGGUUUUGCUUUGAUAUUUAUAUAAAUAUCAGUUUACCAUGUUUAAUUUUUUAAAUCCAUUUGCACAUCCAUUAGGGAAUAAUGAGUUCUUCUCUUCAGCCUUGUGGCUUUUCUUUAUUUGUUUAGAGGGAGACACAGUGUCUGUUUACAUUUACAUUAUCAAAGCUUGUGUAUGCGUGUCUUCAUUUCUAGGUACUGGUUUGCAAAGUCUUUACAUAUUUCAGUACAGCAGCUGUAACAUUCAAAAUAUGCUGUCUAAAUGUGCUAUAAAUAAACCCUUGGCUCAUCUGAAUAUACCUACAUUGUUAAUGUUUGACAUUUGUUUAAUCAUUAAAACACUUUUGAUUUA